This is a messenger RNA of Adineta steineri, 1245 nucleotides long. The record is from the annotation of a GenBank genome assembly. NCBI's taxonomy places the organism in Eukaryota, Metazoa, Rotifera, Eurotatoria, Adinetida, Adinetidae.
AUGCCAGUUUUACAUGAAAAUAAUAAUGAUUUGGAAUCCGGAGAUUUCGAUGAUGAUGAUGAUGAACCUAGUCAAGGUUUAGUUAUUCGACGAACAACAAGUUAUUCUAUUCGACCAGAUAAUAAAUUAUCAAAAUCUUCCAAUCGUGAAACAUUAGAGACAAUUGGAGUUAAUCAAGCAAUAGCAUGUGCUUUAAAAUCACAUCCAAAAGCGUUUCAUUAUACACAAAAACAAUUACAAUAUCUUCCUUCAUCAAUUAAAUAUCUUAUUAAAUGUAAAAAUAUACGUGAACUUGAUUUACAUGGAAAUCAACUUAAAUCAUUACCUGAUGAAAUUGAAAAUUUAAAAUCAGUUGAAAUUUGUAAUUUAGCAAACAAUCAUUUUGAAACUAUACCUGCUGCUCUUGGUAAAUUAUCUCGUCUUACAAAAUUACUUUUAUUUAACAAUCAUCUUGGUGAUUUAUCAACUUCAUUAGUAUUUUCUAAAUUAUCUAAUUUACGUAUUUUAAAUUUAAAUAAUAAUUUCAUAACACAAUUACCAAAUGAUAUUGGUUGUUUAGUUAAUUUAGAAAUUUUAACAAUAGAACAUAAUCAAUUAAUAGAACUUCCACGUGAAAUUGGUUUAUGUAUACGUUUAAUUGAACUUCAACUUGGUUUUAAUUCAUUAACAAAACUUCCACUUGAAAUUGGUUAUUUAAUAAAUUUAUCAAAACUUAUCAUACAUCGUAAUAAUCUUCUUGAAAUACCUGAAAGUAUAACAAAUUUAAAAAAUUCAUUAAAAAUCUUAGAUAUUGCUUGUAACAGUUUACGUAUCUUCCCAAGUCAAUUUUAUACAUUACAAUUAAAAGAAUUUCACAAUGAACAUAAUCCAUUCAUCGAACGUGUACCAGUACAUUCCGUACAAGAAAAUGAAAUAUUAACAUUAAAAGAAAUUUGUGCACGUCGUUCAAUGUAUGAAUUAUGUAAUUCAACAGAAAAUAUUCAAUCAAAUUUACGUGAUUAUUUACAAUACAAUACGAAAGCUAAAGAGAUUUUAAUGCAAUGCACUGAAUGUCAACUUUGUCAUAAUUAUUUUUUAAAUACAUGGUUAGAAUGUGUUGAAUUUAUUGAUGCACAACAAAUAUUUCCAAAUAUGAAAACGAAUACAACACAAACAACAACAAUUAUACCACAACGUGUACUACUAUGUUCAUAUAAAUGUUUUAAUAAUCCUGAUCAUAAUUAUUUUGGUGUUGCUUUUGUUUAA